Molecule: messenger RNA, 749 nt
Organism: Agelaius phoeniceus (red-winged blackbird)
Lineage: Eukaryota; Metazoa; Chordata; Aves; Passeriformes; Icteridae
Source: RefSeq, a predicted model, not a curated record
GAUUUCGCCAUGAGAGCCUUUUGGAAGCAAGAGGGAGCCAGUCAUGAGGACCUGAAGAGGUUCUGGCAUAACCAGGCUUUCAGAAACAGGAGCAGAGACUUGGACAGGAUGGCCCACACAGAGAGAGCUCUGCCCUGGCUGCUGCUGCUGUCACUGGCCUUGAUGGGCAGCAGCACUGCAGAGCGGGACUGCCGAGUAAGCAGCUUCAAAGUCAAGGAGAACUUCGACAAGACCAGGUACAGUGGCACCUGGUAUGCUAUGGCAAAAAAAGAUCCUGAGGGGCUGUUUCUGCAGGACAAUGUCGUAGCCCAGUUCAGCGUAGAUGAGAAUGGACAAAUGACUGCCACUGCAAAGGGCAGAGUCAGACUCUUCAAUAACUGGGAUGUCUGUGCUGACAUGAUUGGCUCUUUCACUGACACAGAGGAUCCUGCCAAGUUCAAGAUGAGGUACUGGGGAGUUGCCUCUUUUCUGCAGAAAGGAAAUGAUGAUCACUGGGUAGUGGACACAGAUUAUGACACAUAUGCUCUUCAUUACUCCUGCCGCCAGCUAAAUGCAGAUGGCACUUGUGCUGAUAGCUACUCCUUUGUGUUCUCCCGGGACCCCAAGGGAUUGCCUCCAGAUGCACUGAAAAUUGUCAGACAAAGGCAGAUAGACCUCUGUUUGGACAGGAAAUACAGAGUUAUCGCUCAUAAUGGAUUUUGCUCUUAAGGAGAUCCAACCCUAUGGAAAGAAGCCAUGUAACAGCACCA